AGACAGAGGUCUGUUUUGAUGCGAUAUUUGCUGUAACAUGUCAACCUACCACACACGACUUAAUAAAUCACUGUAUGUAUCAAAAUUAUUCACCAUACGCAGACAAAACUGGAGAGAUCUCUACACAGAAAGAAACGAGUCUUGUCAAUCAGACACAGACGGAGGCAGUUUCCUAGAUUGAGGCACCGGCACCAGCAGGCCUCAGAGAGCACCGGCAUGAUGGAGGGGGGUAUGCAGCUGCUCAAUAGAGAUGGCCACAGCAUCUCGCACAACUCCAAGCGCCAUUACCAUGACGCCUUUGUGUCCAUGAACCGCAUGCGACAGCGCAGCCUGCUCUGCGACAUCGUGCUCCAUGUGGCCAACAAGGAGAUCAAGGCACACAAGGUGGUCCUGGCCUCCUGCAGUCCAUACUUCCAUGCCAUGUUUACAAAUGAGAUGUCAGAGAGCCAUCAGACUCAUGUGACCCUGCAUGACAUUGACCCCCAGGCCCUAGAGCAGCUGGUGCAGUAUGCCUACACUGCCGAGAUUGUAGUAGGGGAAGGAAACGUUCAGACCCUCCUGCCCGCAGCUAGUCUCCUCCAACUCAAUGGAGUAAGAGAUGCCUGCUGUAAAUUCCUCCUCAGCCAGCUGGACCCCUCCAACUGCCUGGGUAUCCGCUGCUUUGCAGACACUCACUCCUGCAGUGACCUGCUCAAGUCGGCCCAUAAGUACGUCCUGCAGCAUUUUGUGGAGGUGUCAAAGACUGAGGAGUUUAUGCUGCUACCUCUGAAACAGGUGCUGGAUCUGAUAUCCAGUGAUAACCUGAACGUCCCAUCUGAGGAGGAGGUGUACAGGGCCGUGCUGUGCUGGGUCAAGCAUGACAUGGAUGGGCGGAGGCAACAUGUGCCCAGGCUGAUGAAGUGUGUUCGGCUGCCCCUGCUGACACGAGACUUUCUCAUGAGUAAUGUGGAUACAGAGCUGCUGGUGCGUCAUCACUCUGAGUGCAAAGACCUGCUGAUCGAGGCACUGAAGUAUCACCUGAUGCCCGAGCAGAGAGGCGUGCUCAGCAACAGCCGUACCCGUCCACGGCGCUGCGAGGGUGCAAGCCCAGUUCUCUUUGCCGUAGGUGGAGGCAGUCUUUUUGCUAUUCAUGGAGACUGUGAGGCUUAUGACACCAGGACAGAUCGCUGGCACAUGGUGGCGUCCAUGUCAACACGACGGGCACGAGUUGGAGUGGCUGCUAUCGGAAACAAGCUCUAUGCUGUGGGCGGGUAUGAUGGCACCUCUGAUUUGGCCACUGUAGAGUCAUAUGAUCCAGUAACUAAUGUGUGGCAGCCUGAAGUUUCCAUGGGAACGAGGAGGAGUUGUUUAGGUGUAGCCGUACUACAUGGUCUGCUGUAUGCUGCAGGAGGAUAUGAUGGUGCUUCCUGUCUCAACAGUGCGGAGAGGUAUGACCCUCUGACCAGUACCUGGACCUCCAUCGCUGCUAUGAGCACCAGGAGGCGAUAUGUCAGAGUGGCUACAUUAGAUGGUAGUCUGUAUGCGGUUGGUGGGUACGACAGCUCCUCGCACUUAGCCACAGUUGAAAAGUAUGACCCACAGAGUAAUGCCUGGACUGCCAUUGCCAACAUGCUGAGCAGGAGAAGCAGUGCUGGGGUGGCAGUACUGGAGGGCAUGCUUUAUGUUGCUGGGGGCAAUGAUGGAACCAGCUGCCUUAAUUCAGUGGAAAGAUAUAAUCCAAAAACCAACACCUGGGAGGGAGUGGCCCCCAUGAACAUCCGCAGGAGCACUCAUGACCUGGUUGCCAUGGACGGCUGGUUGUAUGCAGUUGGAGGCAAUGAUGGAAGCUCUAGUCUCAACUCCAUAGAAAAGUACAACCCCCGAAGCAACAAGUGGGUUGCGGCGUCAUGCAUGUUCACGCGCCGUAGCAGUGUAGGAGUCGCUGUUCUGGAGCUCCUCAACUUUCCUCCUCCAUCCUCCCCCACUCUUUCCGUCUCCUCCACCAGUCUUUGACAAAUGGUAAAGUUCCACCUUAGCUCCAGCAGCCUGCCCUGCGUGGCCAAGAGGCGCAACUGCUCGGUGUGAGCUAGUGCUAAAUGGGCAGUGCCCUCCAGUGCCCUCCCUCUGCCUGGAGAAAUACUACAGCCUUCCACAGAUCAUGAGGGUAAAAAAGGCUGAAAAGAAAAGAAAAUACACUCUCACACACUCCAAACCCAUGUUGCUCUGCCAUUUUGCAGUCACUUUGUGUAUGGUGUAUAUUUAAAUGUAUAUGAUUUAUGAUUCUUUUUUGAGAUAUUAGAAUAUAUAUAUAUAUAUGAACAUCUUGGAAUGUAGCUCUUGACAGACUCUGCCAUGCAUGUUUACAGAAAUUUUGUCUUGGCGGACAAUAAUAUUGUUGUGCUGCUGUGCCACACUAGGUGGCAGUAAUGCGCAGUGCUGCCCUGUCCCAAUACAGACACACAUGGAUGUACGGAAGCAGAAAAUCUCACAAAACUGUGGCUGGACUCUUUUGUUUUAUGUAUUUUCCUAUUUAUUUAUUAAAUGUAAUAUAAACAUAUGACACUUUCAGAGAUGUUUGAAGGACCAUGUCUUUUUCAAGAUGGGAGAUACUAUAGUUUUAACAUACAUGAUUAUUACAUAUCAGAGAAGCACUGGGUUUAUUUUGGUAUGAAAUGUGAUUAUAGGGAGUGGAUCAUGUUUUAUCUGUUGUGUUCAGCUGCCUUUCUAUAGUCUUGAAUUAAAAGCCUUUGAGAGUAUGAGCUCUAUAUGAGUACAAGCUCUGCUAAUAUGACACGUUUAGAUAUUACUUAACAGGAAAAAUGUCUUUUGACUGAAGACAAUAGCCAUACCUAAAACUAGCUGUGACAUAAAAGCUGCACUUUGCCAUUUCUCAUUGUUUUAGAAGGGUGAUCAGGGCUCAGAUCAAAUUCUGAUUAACAGUCAGUAAUACUGAGACUUCAAUAUCAAGCCCUUGUACCAAUGUGAGUAACUUAGCUCUUAUAAGCUCUUUGUGUUUUCAGUCACAUUUAUUGGCAUUACCUAUUAUUUGGCCUAAAGUCUUUAGUUUGUUUCUGGAUUUUAUCCAUUCAUUGUUCAAGCAGGUUGAUCACAUUAAAGUAUGGGACUAUUUUUCCAUAAACAACACCAUUCUAAUAUAUAUAUAUAUAUAUAUAUAUAUAUAUAUAUAUAUAUAUAUAUUGCAUUUCCCAAACAUUCCUUUCUUUUCACGGUUGUCAGUUUACAAAGUUUUAUUAGAUCUAGAUAGUUUAUUGUGUAGUGUUGUGAUGUCAUUGGUAGCAGUAACUACCAAUGCAUCUUACCUCAGAUGGACAGAUUACUGAACAAUGGAUUUUAUGAACGGUUUGGAGUUAAGCUGUUGAGAGCACAGCUCAUCCUGAAACAAGAUGAGGCUCGUUAAGUCAGUCCUGCUCUCUGCCAUUUCAAUUAGAUUUAGAAAUGUAGCAUGGUAAAAUAUGAUUUCAAAACUUCUGAGAAGUUAUGAUUUAUUUUCCUUUUUUUAAGGACUUGAUUUUAAAUUUGUUUUAGGUCAGUGUAAAGUCGGUGUCCAGGGAAAUCAGAGAAUAUGUUUGUGUGUCUGAGUACUGCAGAACAUUUUCUGUAGUGGUGAAAAGACAUGCACUUUAACAGUAACUGAGUAUGUACAGUAAAGUUGAAGUCAGAAGUUUACAUACACCGACCUUAGCCAAAUACAUUUAAACUCAGUUUUUCACAAUUGCUGACAUUUAAUCAUAGAAAACAUUCCCUGUCUAAGGUCAGUUAGGAUCACUACUUGUGAAAUGUCAGAAUAAUAGAGUAGAGAGAAUAAUUUAUUUCAGCUUUUGUUUCAGGGCAGAGGUUUACACACACUUUGUCAGUAUUUGGUAACAUUGCCUUUAAAUUGUUUAACUUGGGUCAAAUGUUUUGGGCAGCCUUCCACAAGCUUCUCACACUAAGUUGCUGCAAUUUUUGCCCAUUCCUCCAGAGUGAACUGGUGUAAAUGAGACUGGUUUGAAGGCCUCCUUUCUCACACAUGCUUUUUCAGUUCUGCCCCCAAAUGUUCUAUCAGACUGAGGUCAGGGCUUUGUGAUGGCCACUCCACUCCAUUUUGCCACAUGUUUGGAGGUAUGCUUGGGGUCAUUGUCCAUUUUGAAAACCCAUAUGCAACCAAGCUUUAACUUCAUGGCUCAUGUCUUGACAUGUUGCUUCAAUAUAUCUACAUAAUUUUCCUUCCUCAUGAUGCCGUUUAUUUUGUGAAGCACACCAGUCCCUCCUGCAGCAAAGCACCCCCUCAACAUGAUGCUGCCACCCCCAUGCUUCAUGGUUGGGGUGGUGUUCUUCGGCUUGCAAGUCUCACCCUUAUUCCUCCAAACAUAACGAUGGCCAUUUUGGCCAAAAAGUUACAUUUUUGUUUCAUCAGACCAGAGCAAAUUUCUCCAAAAAGUAAGAUGUUUGUCCUCAUGUGCACUUGCAAACUAUAGUCUGGCUUUUUUAUGGCAGCUUUGGAGCAUUGACUUGCUCAGCAGCCUUUCAGGUUAUGUCGAUAUAGGACUUGUUUUACUGUGGAUAUAGAUACUUGUCUACCUGUUUCCUCCAGCAUCUUCAUAAGGUCCAUUACUGUUGUUCUGGGAUUGAUUUGCACUUUAUGCCCCAAAUUAUGUUCAUCUCUGUGAGACAGAAUGGGUCUCCUUCCUGAGCUGUAUGAUGGCUAUGUGGUCCAAUGGUGUUUAUACUUCCGUACUAUUGUUUGUACAGAUGGUACCUUCAAGCGUUUGGAAAUUGCUCCCAAGGAUGAACCAGACUUGUGGAGGUCCACAAUUUUUUGGUUUAUUUCUUUUGAUUUUCCCAUGAUGCCAAGCAAAGAGGCACUGAGUUUGAAGUUAGGCCUUAAAAUACAUCCACAGGUACACCUCCAAUUGACUCCAAUUAGCCAAUUAUCCUAUCAGAAGCUAAUUGACUAAUUGCCUAAAUGGUUGACAUCAUUUUCUGGAAUUUUCAUAGCUGCAUAAAGGCUGAGUUUACUUAGUGAAUGUAAACUUCUGACCCACUGGAUUUAUGAUAUUGUCAAUUAAAUGUGAAACAAUCUGUCGGUAAACAAUUGUUGGAAGAAUUUCUUGUGUCAUGCACAAAGUAAAUGUCCUAAACUACUUGCCAAAACUAUAGUUUGCUAAUAUGAAAUCUGUGGAGUGGUUAAAAAAACAUUUUGGGUGAAAACUUCUGACUUCAACUGUAUAUAAAAACACAUGACCACAAUCCACCCAACAGAAUGGAACCAUAACCAAAUAUACUAAUACUUUGUGCAAUUGUCUUUGUAACUUGUAUUUUAACUGUGGCUUUCGUUUCUUUCUUUCCUUUUUAAUUUGGAUUGCAGUGUUGUUAUAUGUGUCAUUUAUUUAUAUUGUGCUGGUUAUGUUUUGCUAUAUUUAAGAACAAAUGUCAAAAAUAUUUUUUUGCACUAAUGUAAAAUGGAGCAAUACACUGCUGUAUAAAAACACAACACAUUACUGUAAAUGGAAUAAAGAUGAUUU
Messenger RNA from Xyrauchen texanus (razorback sucker), 5504 nucleotides. Its product is annotated as kelch-like protein 17. The transcript has 12 exons. The record is from RefSeq and is a predicted model, not a curated record. NCBI's taxonomy places the organism in Eukaryota, Metazoa, Chordata, Actinopteri, Cypriniformes, Catostomidae. The coding region runs from base 217 to 1992 and encodes 591 amino acids. Gene Ontology annotation, molecular function: protein binding.